AUGGCCACCAUCCAAGAGGUACUCGACCAAGUCGCUGCGCUGCCAACUGCAGCCAAGCCUUACAUCAACCCAUACGCUGGCCACCGCGCUCUCUCCGAACACGAACAGGAGCUUCUGGGCGAAUACGCUCGUCUAGCAGACACGAUUCGACGUGUCGCAGCACUGUCAACGCUCCUCUCGUCCUCCUCGGCGCACGCGAGCCUGCUCACCCAACUGCGCGUCCUCGAACGCAAGAUGGGUCUCGUGCUCACGCUCUACAAGGCAUCCGUCUGGGCUACCGUGCAGGAACAGGCCGAGAUGGCCGAGGCAGAGGCUAUGGCUGCGGCAGGCGCAGAGAUGAAUGGGUACAGCAUGGACAUGGGCCUGUACAGCGAUCCGGCUGCUGCCGCCGCGGCGUAUUAUUACAACAACGGCGGGGCGCAGUCAGAGUCCGGCGAGGGAGACGAUACCGUGGUCAUGCGUCAGCCCGAGUACUACUGA
Messenger RNA from Sporisorium graminicola, 480 nucleotides. RefSeq lists its product as uncharacterized. The coding region runs from base 1 to 480 and encodes 159 amino acids. NCBI's taxonomy places the organism in Eukaryota, Fungi, Basidiomycota, Ustilaginomycetes, Ustilaginales, Ustilaginaceae. The record is from RefSeq and is a predicted model, not a curated record. The transcript is spliced from 2 exons. Gene Ontology annotation, cellular component: mitotic spindle; DASH complex. Gene Ontology annotation, biological process: attachment of spindle microtubules to kinetochore.